Cyphellophora attinorum is the source of this 891-nucleotide messenger RNA. RefSeq lists its product as uncharacterized. NCBI's taxonomy places the organism in Eukaryota, Fungi, Ascomycota, Eurotiomycetes, Chaetothyriales, Cyphellophoraceae. Bases 1 to 891 code for a protein of 296 amino acids. The transcript is spliced from 2 exons. Gene Ontology annotation, molecular function: protein-containing complex binding. Gene Ontology annotation, cellular component: mitochondrion. The record is from RefSeq and is a predicted model, not a curated record.
AUGGCAUCCUCCGCUGCCAAAAAGAAGCUCGUCGUCGCCGGCGGCACGGGAUUUCUGGGCUCGCGCAUAUGCAAGUCCGCUGUUGCGAGAGGGUGGGAUGUCACGAGUAUAAGUCGCUCCGGCGAACCCCAGUGGUCGAGCAUAACCUCCUCCCCAGAACCCCCGCCAUGGUCCACCUCCGUCACAUGGGCCAAGGGCGACAUGUUGAAACCCGCUUCGUACACACCGCAUCUCAAGUCUGCGACUGCUGUAGUCCACACAAUGGGAAUCUUGCUGGAAGCAGACUACAAGGGCGUCCUCACCGGCAAGGAGUCACCUGUCUCCGGCCUGCAGCGGGCGUUCUCCACGUACAAAGCCGGCGCCGCUAGCAAUCCGCUCGACCGCAAACCCGGCGAGGAGUUGGGGAAGGGGGAGAAAGACGGUCAACUCACAUAUGAGCUCAUGAACCGGGACUCCGCCAUUGCGCUGGCAAGAGAAGCACAGGAGGUUGGGGGGGUGGAGUGCUUUGUUUAUAUUUCCGCGGCUGCGGGGACGUUUAUGCUGCCGAAGCGGUACAUUACUACGAAGAGGGAGGCGGAGGAUGCGAUUGCGACGAAUUUUGUGAAGAUGCGGAAUGUCUUUAUACGGCCAGGGUUUCUGUAUGAUAGCAGUAGGAAGUUCACAUUACCGAUCAUGGCGGCGGGUGCGGUGGGGAAUACAUUCAACGAAAUGCUGGGCGGGAGGCUGACGAGUGUGUUUGGCGCGGCUGUCGAGAAGCCAUUGAAGGCGGAUCUGGUGGCGGAGGCGGUCGUGGAGGGGAUUGUGAGUGGGGAGGCGAAGGGGGUGGUUGAUACGGCGGGGAUUGAGCCUUGGCGGCGAAGGCGUGGCGGAGGACGAUGCUGUAGGCUGUAG